Phascolarctos cinereus (koala) is the source of this 2049-nucleotide messenger RNA. It is a transcript of the gene ZMYND10, whose product is annotated as zinc finger MYND-type containing 10. Lineage: Eukaryota; Metazoa; Chordata; Mammalia; Diprotodontia; Phascolarctidae. The record is from RefSeq and is a predicted model, not a curated record. Gene Ontology annotation, cellular component: centriolar satellite; cytoplasm. Gene Ontology annotation, biological process: outer dynein arm assembly; inner dynein arm assembly; motile cilium assembly.
GCCCUCUGCGUCCAGCAGGGGGAGCUGGCGCCUUCACGCGCGAUGGCGAGCCCUUCGUUUCCUUGGCGACGGGGACGCCAGUCUUUCCAACCGCUUUUCAACUAAUGAGCACCGCGCGAGCGCGACGCCGCGAAGGGGCUGAAUGGUGCUCCGACUUUCCUCCAUCUCGCCACAGCCCGAGGAUGGGGGACUUGGAAGUGCUGUUGCCCGGAGAGGCCGAGGCCCUGGUGCAGGCCCUGCAGAGCUUCCCACUGCGGGACAUGGGAUCCCAGGGGUGGUGUCGGCAGCAUGAACAGCUGGAGAAGUUGAAUAUGCAGGCCAUCCUGGAUGCCUCAUCCAGCCAGGGAGAGCCCAUCCAGGAGCUGCUGGUCACACAUGGCAAGAUCCCGACUCUGAUUGAGGAACUGAUUUCUGUGGAGGUGUGGAAGCAGAAGGUGUUCCCCAUUCUGUGCAAGCUGGAAGAUUUCAAACCCCAUAACACCUUUCCUAUUUACAUGGUGGUGCACCACGAGGCCUCCAUUAUCAACCUUCUGGAGACCGUCUUCUUCCACAAGGAAAUAUGUGACUCAGCUGAGGACUCCAUUUUGGACUUAAUUGACUAUUGUCACCGAAAACUGACCCUCCUGGUGGCCCAGAACAGCUCUGGAGGCUUCUCAGUGCCUGAAGGAGAGUUUGAGCUUUCACCUUUGCAGGAGCUACAGAAGCAGGCCCAAACCAUGGAGUUAGAGAUCUCUCUGAAGGCCCUUUCUGUGCUGCGCUACAUCACAGACAGUGUGGACAGCCUGUCUCUGAGCACCCUGACCCGUAUGCUGAGCACCCACAACCUGCCUUGCCUCCUGGUGGAGCUGCUGGAAAACAGCCCCUGGUAUCGCCAGGAAGGAGGCCAGCUGAAGAGGUUUGAGGGGGGCCGGUGGCAAAUAGUGACCACCAAGGACUAUCCAAGGCUGACCAAGAUAGAUGGUCAGGUGUGGAUUGCCCUGUACAACCUGCUGCUCAGCCCUCCAUGCCAGUCCAAGUAUAACCUCACCGGCUUCAACAAGAACCAGCUCCUUAAGCUCCGGGCCUUGCUCACUGACAUCCUGCUGGACCAGAUCCCCAACCUGGUGGAGCUACAGCGCUUCCUGAGCCACCUGGCACUCACCGAGCCCCUCCCUCCCAAGAAGGACCUGGUGAUGGAGCAGAUCCCAGAAAUCUGGAGCCGGCUAGAGAGGAAGAAUGGGGGGAAGUGGCAGGCCAUUGCAAAAUACCAACUGAAGCACAUCUUUAGCCCCUCUGAGCAGGAGCUGCGUCUGCAGGCCAGAAGGUGGGCAGAGACCUACAAGCUGGAUGUGAUAGAGGCACUGAACCCUGAGAAGCCCAAGUGUGCCUCCUGCAAUGCUGAGGCCUCCAAGAGAUGCUCUCGCUGCCAGAACGAGUGGUACUGUAAGCGGGAAUGCCAGGUAAAACACUGGCAGAAGCACCGAAAAUCUUGUGACUUACUGGCCAAGUCGAUGGACAAUGUGAAGGAGGAGGUCAAAGCCUAGUAGUAGCUGCUGCUUGUUUACCCUCAUGGUAUCCCAUCAUGCCAAGCCCCCACUCAUCCAAGGCCCCAGAGUGCCCCACUAUUCUAGCUAUGUGCCCCACCACACACACACACCCUAGCACCCCAGGCCAGACUGGUCCAUAGGCUCCCACGUCAGGCAGAGGCCACUGCUUGCUCUCUGCCCUUCCUGGUCUGAACCCCUGGUUACUCUAUUUCUUGCCUAGUCCUGCAGCUCCCAACUUGUGCCUCAGCUCUCAGGACAGACUACAUGAGUCUAGAACCAAGGAGGGUUCUUGGGAGUUGGGGCUGGGUACUUCCAGAGAUCCCUCCCUCUUCCUUCUUGCCCCGGGGAAGGAGGAGGGGGAAUUCUAGGGAGGGUGAGUCCUCACAGGGACCUAGAGAAAGGAGGGUGUAAGAUUGCGUUGCUGAGACUUCCCUCUGCUUUCUGAGAGUCUGUGGCAGGAUAGUGCGGAUGUGGGGUACCUUCUUCCUCUCUCUAAAGUACAGUAAAGCUUUCUUUUGAGAAA